GACCCUGCCGGAAAGGAGCGCGGUGGGGGAAGGAGUUCGGGACGGACUACCCCUCCUCCAGGACAUCGACAGGUAACAGGAGCCAUGUAGGAGGAUUCCAGAGCUGCACAUCAGCAAGGCCAGCUUUCCUAAUGGAAGAGACUCCCCAAGGGACAUUCCAAGAUGAGCUGGAGUGGUGUAUUUUGCAGCUGGAAACAGGCCUCCUUCGUCUCAAUCCAACCCCAGAACAAGCAGAGGAGACACAGCACAUCCUCAAAGUCCUGCGCUCCCGCAAGGCUGCCUUUGUGAAGAAGCGGCAGGUGAUGAACCGCGUGUUUGGGGAUUACCGACUGAAGAUGGCCGAGGAGCAGAAGAGGAUGGAGAAAGCAGCCAUGAAACCUGGGAAAGCACAAAUACAGCAAGGGAAUGUGCAGGUUUCAGGGAGUGUGGGGUAUAGGAAGCGAUCUGGACAGACCUCCAAGUCAACAACAAACUGGUUCACACCAUCUGAUAAUAGCUUCCGAUUCAGCUUUGCACUUCCUGAGAUGGAUCCACAAGCAACCAAUGGAACUAUGGAAGAGGCACAGGGGGUAGGUGGCUCUGAACAGAGGCCCUCAGAACUAGAAGAUUUGAGUGGAGCGUUGAACUUUUCCACCCCUGGACAAGAGCCCAAGUUUGCUUUCAAUUUUGUCAUCCCAGAUAAAGAUGGUCCCCUGAUGCCAUCUGUUGUUACAGGUCAAAGAGCGGAGAGUGUAGCAGAAAAUGUGACAUCAGGUGGCUUAUCUGCAGGACCAAUGACGCAUUCAACCCUGUGGGAGGCUAACAUGCCUGAGGUUGUGGGCUGUGUGGGUGGAGGAUUGGGGAGAAAGGUUCUCGUUUUAGAGACCCCAAAACCAGAGAUCGCCGCUAAAGAUGAGGUUAAGGCAGAGAAGACAGCAGCAACUGGAGCACCCAAGAAGAAUAAGAAAAAGAAAUCAUCAAAUAGUAAGAAGGAGAUGGCGGAAGCUGAGGUCAGCAAGAAGGUGAAGGUGGGAGCCAGUGGGUGUGAAGACACAGAUUUGUCCCUCCAGGACAAGACCACACAGCAGUCAGAUAAACAGCUGUGGAGGGAAGUGGACUGGUGUGUGGAACAGCUGGAACUUGGCCUGAAGACACAGAAAUCCACUCCAAAACAGGCUGAAGAAGCUCUUCGUGCCAUCAAGACACUACGCAGUGACAAGGCCGUGCUGGCAAAGAAGCGUCAGGUCAUGCGAGCCAUGUUUGGAGAUUACAAGAAGAAGAUGGAGGAGGAGAGACAGAAACAGCUGAAGCUUAUGCAGGCAGCUGCAAAGUCUGCUCAGGUCAUGGAGGUGAGGGAGAAUGCCCGCAGAAAGAGCAGCCAGGUCUUCCGGAAGUGUUCAGAGGCGUCCAGGAAAAGCCCAAGUUCUCAAAUACUCAUGCCCAUCGCCAACAGUGCCAAACAAAAGGACGACGAAGUUGGACUGGGGACGAUCCUCUUUGAGAAAAGCUGCAGACAGACACCGAUUGGAAUCCUAACACCGGUCACUACCCCGGCACCAUCCCACAUUGAGGGACCAGUCACAUUCCUGGAGCAAAUCAUCGAGGCACCACUCCUCUCGCGAUACCACGGCACGAGUGGGGACCCUUCUCAUGAGCGGCUUCUAGCCCAGGAGGUACAGUGGCUCCUAAAGGUCGGAGCUGUGGAGGAGGCUCCUUUGGAGUUGAGAGGCAAGGGGUUCUACUCACUCUACUUCCUGAUCCCCAAGGCCAACAGGAAUCUCAGACCCAUCCUAGACCUGUGGAACCUCAACAAGUUCAUGAAGAAGCUGAAGUUCCAUAUGGUCUCCCUGGCCUCGAUUAUCCCUUCCUUAGAUCCAGGGGACUGGUUUGCCACCCUCGAUUUGAAGGAUGUGUACUCUUGCAUAGCCAUCCUCCCAGGGCGCAGAAAAUACCUUCGGUUUGUGGUAGACCACAAACACUAG
This is a messenger RNA of Emys orbicularis (European pond turtle), 1961 nucleotides long. RefSeq names its product chromosome 10 C8orf33 homolog (gene C10H8orf33). The transcript is spliced from 11 exons. Bases 132 to 1961 code for a protein of 609 amino acids. The record is from RefSeq and is a predicted model, not a curated record. NCBI's taxonomy places the organism in Eukaryota, Metazoa, Chordata, Testudines, Emydidae.